AAGCACAAGAGCUCAUCACCAGCUUCAAUUAUUGAAGCAAUUGACCAGCUUAAGAAAGGGGUUGAAGUAAUGAUGCUGUCAGCUGAGCUGAUGCGUGAUCGGAUCGCUAGUCUUGAGAGAGCUAAUGAGGCAGCGUCAGCACGUAGACAACGCAAGAAGAAGCGUAUACAGAAGCAUGGGGUAUUAACAAAGGGAGCUGGCGAGGAUUUACUCGCUCAACGUAAGGCUGAUGAGCAGAUUAAUCGUGAGGAGCGUCAGGGAGGAGAGCAAUCAGGUGUUAGUCGUCAGGCUCUUGCGCGCUGCACAAGGUGCAGAGAGCGUGGCCACAACUCACGUACGUGCAAGAAAGAUACUGUAGCUACUGCUUAA
Molecule: messenger RNA, 369 nt
Organism: Macroventuria anomochaeta
Lineage: Eukaryota; Fungi; Ascomycota; Dothideomycetes; Pleosporales; Didymellaceae
Exons: 1
Source: RefSeq, a predicted model, not a curated record